GACUGCGCCGCCGGGCGAUGCGCGCGGGGACGCCGCCGGGCGCCAGAGCGAGGUGCUGCCCGCCGCCACCAUGACCGAGGGCGCGCGGGCCGCCGACGAGGUCCGGGUGCCCCUGGGCGCGCCGCCCCCGGGCCCUGCGGCGGCGCGGACUGCCCCGGCGAGCCCCGGGGCUCCGGAGCGCGCGGCGGAGCAGGAGCCGGGGCCCUGCGCGUCGCCCCCCGCGAGCCCGGCGGCCGAGCGCGGCGCGGAGCUGAGCACCGACGAGGAGCAGCCCGUCCCGUACCCUGCGCUGGCGGCCACCGUGUUCUUCUGUCUCGGGCAGACCACGCGGCCCCGCAGCUGGUGCCUUCGGCUGGUCUGCAACCCGUGGUUCGAGCAUGUCAGCAUGCUGGUCAUCCUGCUCAACUGCGUGACCCUGGGCAUGUUCCGGCCCUGUGAGGACCUGGACUGCCGCUCGGAGCGCUGCCGCAUCCUGGAGGCCUUCGACGACUUCAUCUUUGCCUUCUUCGCGGUGGAGAUGGCCGUCAAGAUGGUCGCCCUGGGACUGUUUGGCCAAAAGUGCUACCUGGGUGACACUUGGAACCGGCUGGACUUCUUCAUUGUCAUGGCCGGCAUGAUGGAGUACUCCCUGGACGGACACAACGUGAGCCUCUCGGCCAUCCGCACCGUGCGCGUGCUGAGGCCGCUGCGUGCCAUCAACCGUGUGCCCAGCAUGCGGAUCCUGGUCACGCUGCUGCUGGACACACUGCCCAUGCUUGGCAACGUGCUCUUGCUCUGCUUCUUCGUCUUCUUCAUUUUCGGCAUUGUGGGCGUCCAGCUCUGGGCUGGCCUGCUCCGCAACCGGUGCUUCCUGGACAGCGCCUUCGUCAGAAACAACAACCUGAGCUUCCUGCGGCCCUACUACCAGACGGAGGAGGGCGAGGAGCACCCCUUCAUCUGCUCCUCCCGCCGUGACAACGGAAUGCAGAAGUGCUCGCACAUCCCCAGCCGCCGCGAGCUGCGCGUGCCCUGCACGCUGGGCUGGGAGGCCUACGGUCAGCCGCAGGCCGAAGCCACGGGCGGCCACAGCGCCUGCAUCAACUGGAACCAGUACUACAACGUGUGCCGCUCCGGCGACACGAACCCGCACAACGGGGCCAUCAACUUCGACAACAUCGGCUACGCCUGGAUCGCCAUCUUCCAGGUCAUCACACUGGAGGGCUGGGUGGACAUCAUGUACUACGUCAUGGAUGCCCAUUCCUUCUACAACUUCAUCUACUUCAUCCUGCUCAUCAUUGUGGGCUCCUUCUUCAUGAUCAACCUGUGCCUGGUGGUCAUCGCCACUCAGUUCUCAGAGACGAAGCAGCGGGAGAACCAGCUGAUGCGGGAACAGCGGGCCCGCUACCUGUCCAACGACAGCACGCUGGCCAGCUUCUCGGAGCCAGGCAGCUGCUACGAGGAGCUGCUCAGGUACCUGGGCCAUGUGUGCCGCAAGGUCCGGCGCCGUGGCCUGCGCCUCUACACCCGCUGGCAGAGCCGCUGGCACACGCAGACAGAGUCCAGCAGUGCUCCACCCGGCCAGGGCCCACGCCGGGCAGGCCGGCGGGCGGCCUCUGUGCACCACUUGGUCUACCACCACCACCACCACCACCACCAUCACUAUCACUUCAGCCAUGGCAGCCCUCGCCGGCCGGGCCCUGAGGCGGGCACUGCUGACUCUAGGCUGGUGCCAGCCGGCUCCCCACCCUCACCGGGCCGUGGGCCCCCAGACGCCGAGUCCGUGCACAGCAUCUACCAUGCCGACUGCCACGUGGAAGGGCCGCAAGACAGGGCCCGAGUGGCCCAUGCAGCUGCGGCCGCUGCUGGCCUCAGGCUGGCCUCAGGGCUACGGGCCAUGAACUACCCCACGAUCCUGCCCUCUGGCCUUGGCGGCAGCAAGGGCAACAGCAGCCCCCGGCCCUCGGGGAAGCAAGCACACAGCCCCCUGAGCCUGGGUGGUCCUGGCCCCUACGAGCGAAUCCAGCACGUGGUAGGCGAACACGGACUGGGCAGGGCCCCUGGCCGCCUGUCGGGCCUGAGUGUGCCCUGCCCGCUGCCUGGCCCCCAGGCGGGCACGCUGACCUGUGAGCUGAAAGACUGCCCGCACUGUGCCCGUGCCCGGGAAGAGGCUGGCUCUGAGGGUGGCGACUCAGACAUCCAUGGGGUCUAUGAGUUCACGCAGGACGUGCGACACGGCGACUGUCGGGAUCCCAUGCAGGCACCCGCUGCCGCUGAGGCCAGCCCGCGGAAGGCAGCCCCGGGGGCACCGCUGGGCGGGCUGGGCCGGCUGUGGGCUGCUCUCAGCGGGAAACUGCGUCGCAUUGUGGACAGCAAGUACUUCAGCCGCGGCAUCAUGGUGGCCAUCCUGGUGAACACGCUCAGCAUGGGCGUGGAGUACCAUGAGCAGCCCGAGGAGCUGACCAACGCCUUGGAGAUCAGCAACGUGGUGUUUACCAGCGUGUUCGCCUUGGAGAUGCUGCUCAAGCUGCUGGCCUGCGGCCCGCUGGGCUACGUCCGCAGCCCCUACAACAUCUUCGACGGAGUCAUCGUGGUCAUCAGCGUGUGGGAGAUCGUGGGGCAGGCGGACGGCGGGCUGUCGGUGCUGCGGACCUUCCGGCUGCUGCGGGUGCUGAAGCUGGUGCGUUUCCUGCCGGCGCUGCGACGGCAGCUUGUGGUGCUCAUGAAGACCAUGGACAACGUGGCCACCUUCUGCAUGCUGCUCAUGCUCUUCAUCUUCAUCUUCAGCAUCCUGGGAAUGCACCUGUUCGGAUGUAAGUUCAGCCUCAAAACGGACAGCGGCGACACGGUCCCUGACAGGAAAAACUUCGACUCCCUGCUGUGGGCCAUCGUCACUGUGUUCCAGAUCCUCACCCAGGAGGAUUGGAACGUCGUCCUCUACAACGGCAUGGCCUCCACCUCCUCCUGGGCCGCCCUCUACUUCGUGGCCCUCAUGACCUUCGGCAACUACGUGCUCUUUAACCUGCUGGUGGCCAUCCUGGUGGAGGGCUUCCAGGCUGAGGGUGAUGCCAACAGGUCAGACACGGACGAGGACAAGACCUCCACCCGCUUUGAAGAAGAUUCUAACAAGUUCAGAGACCUUCAGCCCACAGAGAUGAAGCUGUGCUCGCUGGCUGUGACCCCCAAUGGGCACCUGGAGGGCCGCAGUGGCCUGCUGCCCCCACUCAUCCUGCGCACAGCAGCCACCCCUUCCCCCAAGGGCUCCCCACAGCUGGACACCAUGCGUGACCUCCCUGACUCCCGGCGCAGCAGCAGCUGCUCUGUGGACCCCCAGCUGGGCGAUCAGCGGUCUCUGACCAGCCUCCGCGGCUCGCCCUGCACCCACUGGGGCCCCAGCAGCGCCUGGAGCAGCCGGCGUUCAAGCCGGAGCAGCCUCAAGCGGCGCGGCCAGCGCGGGGAGCGGGAGUCGCUGCUGUCGGGCGAGGGCAAGGGCAGCACCGACGACGAGGAGGACGGCCGGCCGGGGGGUGCGGGGGCCAUGCCGGGCCCUCACAGCCCCACUCUGCGUCGCACCGAAUCCCUGGACCCGCGCUCCCCGCCCAACCUCCUGCCCACCAAGCUCCGUGACUGCAACGGGCAGACGCUGGCCCUGCCCAGCGAGAUCUUCCUGCGCAUCGACAGCCACAGGGAGGACCCGGCCGAGCUGGACGAGGACGUGGGGGACAGCUGCUGCUUCCGGCUGCGCAAGGUGCUGGAGCCCUACCGGCCCCAGUGGUGUCACAGCCGUGAGUCCUGGGCGCUCUACCUCUUCUCCCCGCAGAACCGGUUCCGUGUCUGCUGCCAGAGGAUCGUGGCGCACAGACUGUUUGACCACGUGGUGCUGGCUUUCAUCUUCCUCAACUGCAUUACCAUCGCCCUGGAGAGGCCGGACAUCGACCCAGGCAGCACUGAGCGUGUCUUCCUCAGCGUCUCCAACUACGUCUUCACGGCCAUCUUCCUGGCUGAAAUGAUGGUGAAGGUGGUGGCACGGGGCCUGCUGGCCGGGGAGCACGCCUACCUGCAGAGCAGCUGGAACCUGCUGGACGGGCUGCUGGUCCUGGUAUCGCUUGUCGACAUUAUCGUGGCCAUGGCCUCAGCCAGCGGCGCCAAGAUCCUGGGCAUCUUGCGUGUGCUGCGCCUACUGCGGACCCUGCGGCCACUGAGGGUCAUCAGCCGGGCCCCAGGCCUCAAGCUGGUGGUGGAGACGCUCAUCUCCUCCCUGAGGCCCAUCGGGAACAUCGUGCUCAUCUGCUGCGCCUUCUUCAUCAUCUUUGGCAUCCUCGGGGUGCAGCUCUUCAAGGGCAAGUUCUACUACUGUGACGGCGCCGACACAAGGAAUAUCUCCACCAAGGCCGAGUGCCGGGCUGCCCAUUAUCGCUGGGUGCGGCGCAAGUACAACUUCGACAACCUGGGUCAGGCGCUGAUGUCAUUGUUUGUGCUGUCGUCCAAAGACGGCUGGGUGAACAUCAUGUAUGACGGACUGGAUGCUGUGGGAGUGGACCAGCAGCCCGUGCAGAAUCACAACCCCUGGAUGCUGCUGUACUUCAUCUCCUUCCUGCUCAUCGUCAGCUUCUUCGUGCUCAACAUGUUCGUGGGCGUGGUGGUGGAGAACUUCCACAAGUGCCGGCAGCACCAGGAGGCCGAGGAGGCGCGCCGGCGCGAGGAGAAGCGGCGGCGACACCUGGAGAAACAGCGCAGGAGCACCUACCCCAGCCCAGAGGCCCAGCGCCGGCCCUACUACGCCGACUACUCGCACACCCGGCGCUCCGUGCAUGCGCUGUGCACCAGCCACUACCUGGACCUCUUCAUCACCUUCAUCAUCGGCGUCAAUGUCAUCACCAUGUCCAUGGAGCACUACAACCAGCCCAAGUCGCUGGACGAGGCCCUCAAGUACUGCAACUAUGUCUUCACCAUCGUCUUCGUCUUCGAGGCUGUGCUGAAGUUGGUGGCUUUUGGGUUCCGGAGGUUCUUCAAGGACAGGUGGAACCAGCUAGACCUUGCUAUCGUGCUGCUCUCCAUCAUGGGCAUAGCGCUGGAGGAGAUCGAGACGAGUGCGGCCCUGCCCAUCAACCCCACCAUCAUCCGCAUCAUGCGUGUCCUACGCAUUGCCCGCGUGCUGAAGCUUCUGAAGAUGGCCACGGGCAUGCGGGCCCUGCUGGACACAGUGGUGCAAGCCCUGCCCCAGGUGGGCAACCUGGGCCUCCUCUUCAUGCUCCUGUUCUUCAUCUACGCGGCUCUGGGCGUGGAGCUGUUCGGGAGGCUAGAGUGCAGCGAGGACAACCCCUGUGAGGGCCUGAGCAGGCACGCCACCUUCACCAACUUCGGCAUGGCCUUCCUUACGUUGUUCCGCGUUUCCACUGGUGACAACUGGAAUGGAAUCAUGAAGGACACACUGCGUGAGUGUGCACGUGAGGACAGGCACUGCCUCAGCUACCUGCCUGCACUCUCUCCUGUCUACUUUGUGACCUUUGUGCUGGUGGCCCAGUUUGUCCUGGUUAACGUAGUGGUGGCAGUGCUCAUGAAGCACCUGGAGGAGAGCAACCGUGAGGCUCGUGAGGAUGGCGACGUGGACGACACUGAGCCGGACACGCCGCCAGCACCCACGGUGCAGGUGAGGUGUACAGGGAGGGCUGUGGCCCUGGGGCUCACGAGGGGUCUCCAGACUGACCGCAUGGCCGCUCUGUCCCAGGAAAGUGCAGGGCCCAGGCCGGAUACCUCCAAUGUGCUAGUGGCACGCAAGGUGUGCGUGUCCCGGAUGCUGUCACUGCCCAACGACAGCUACAUGUUCCGACCCGUGACGCCUGUCUCAGUCCCACAGCAGCGCCUGCAGGAAGUGGAGAUGGCUGCCUACACGGGUGGCACCUCGCCAGGUCCCGGUGCAACCUUGCUGUCGCUGCCCUCGGAGCCCUGUGUCCCCCUCUGUGCCCCGACCCCGCGGCCCAUGCCCUACACUCCUAGUCCAGGCCCGCCACUCUACACACAGGAGGCCGUGCCGGUGGAGCCCUUGGAGGGGCAGGCCGAGGGGUCUGGGGACAGCACCCCAGACCCUGGGGAACCCUUGGAGAAGACCUCUGCCCAGCAAGUGUCGCUGCGGUCCCCACCCUGCUCCCCACAGCAAGCCGGCAUCCAUCCCCACAAACAGGCCUCAGGACAGUGCAUCCUCAGCCGCCCGCCAGGCCCCGGCACCGAGGAGGCUGAGGCCUCAGAUCUGGCUGACCAGGAGGUCAGCAACAUCACCAGCUCUGCCCGGCCCUGGGUCGCAGCCUCCCCGGUGGCCCCCAGGGCAGCGACUGGCGGGCAGGCCCUGCGCAGGUUCCACAGCCUCGGUGCCCCAGGCCUCCUGGACAAGCCCAGCCAGGCAGAAGGACAGCGGUGGCCAUCAGCAGAGCUGGGUAGCAACACUGGCCGCCCGGAGCCGGGGGAGGGCCGGGCCUGGGUCCCAGAGGCAGAGCCAGGCCUGGGGGCUCGCCGGAAGAAGAAGAUGAGCCCUCCCUGCAUCUCUAUAGACCCGCCGGCCGAAGAGGAGGGUGCCGCCCGGCCCCCGGCCACAGAGGGUGGCAGUGGCCUGCGGCGCAGGACCCCGUCCUGUGAGGCUGCCCCCCACAGGGACUGCCUGGAGCCCACCACCGCGGCCAGCGAGGGUCCAGGCACGGGUGGGGACCCCACGGCCAAGGGGGAGCGGCGGGGCCGGCCCGAGCACCUGACUGUCCCAAGCUUUGCCUUUGAGCCGCUGGACACAGCAGCAGGUAGUGGCUGUAUCGAGAUGCCAGGGGCCACGGUGCCUCUAGAGCCCCAUGGGACAGACCCAUCUGGGGCGCCUGCCGGGGCCAACUGGGUCCAGUUCCGCAGUGCAGCGCUGUCUCUGACGCCUGGAGCCCACAGCGUCCUGUGGCGUUGGCGCCCUGAGCGAGGGUUGGGUGGCCAUAACAGCGCACAAGCGCAGUUGCAGGCCCUCAAUGGGAGAGGGCGCACCUGGGGCGUGGAGCAGGUGGAGCAGGUGCACCCGGACCAGCCAGGGCUGACGGGAGCUCAGCUUGGCUGGGCUCAGCUGCUGCUUGUGGGAGCCUGGGGGUCACUGCGGUGUGGCCGGCUGAGGAGGCGCGCACGGCGCCCCCGGGGGGACGCGGACCCUCCCCAGGGCGCUGGGCAGCCGGACCCUCCCGGGGCCGCGUCCACCGCGCGCAGGGGCGACGCGCUCCAGGCGGGGGUCCCGGGGCAGCUCCGGCCGAGCCGCGCGCGCUCCCCGAGGGCCAACGGUGCGCGCGCUCGAGGCUGCCGCGGGGCCGCGCCUCGUGCACGCGCGCCGGCCCCGCACCCCGGGUUAGGGAGCGUCGGCGCUAGUCCUCCCGUCGGUCGUGGGAGCGGUCGGCAUUCUGUACGGGGUCAGCUCAUUGGGCGGAUCGAGGGGAAGCCCCGCCCAGCGCCCAGCGCUGGCCAAUGGCAGCCGGUGUCACAGGACGCCCGACUCCGGGGCCGGGCCCCGUCCGGCGAGGCCUCGGGCGUCCGUAGGCCGCAGCGGCCGUGGGCCCCCGGGCCCUGCCGCUGGCCCCCAGGAAACCACCGGAACCUGCGCGCGGGGCCGCGCCCGCCGGACAUCCGGGGGGCCCUCGAGGAAGGCGGCGCCCCGCUCCCCCGGCUGCCGGCCGGCGCAUUCUCGAGUGCGCCCGUGCGCCCCGAAGGGGGAGUUUGCCGACGCUCCCUCGCUCCGGGGACGCGGCUCCUUUAA
This is a messenger RNA of Ochotona curzoniae (black-lipped pika), 7741 nucleotides long. RefSeq names its product calcium voltage-gated channel subunit alpha1 H (gene CACNA1H). Gene Ontology annotation, cellular component: neuron projection; plasma membrane; voltage-gated calcium channel complex. The record is from RefSeq and is a predicted model, not a curated record. Lineage: Eukaryota; Metazoa; Chordata; Mammalia; Lagomorpha; Ochotonidae. Gene Ontology annotation, molecular function: voltage-gated sodium channel activity; low voltage-gated calcium channel activity. The coding region runs from base 71 to 7741 and encodes 2556 amino acids. The transcript is spliced from 37 exons. Gene Ontology annotation, biological process: calcium ion transmembrane transport; sodium ion transmembrane transport; calcium ion import.